Molecule: messenger RNA, 1983 nt
Organism: Prunus armeniaca (apricot)
Lineage: Eukaryota; Viridiplantae; Streptophyta; Magnoliopsida; Rosales; Rosaceae
Source: the annotation of a GenBank genome assembly
AUGGAGACUAUCCUCAUAGCAUAUGACCUAUGGGAUGCAGUGGAGAUUGGAAUACAACCACAUCCGAUUAUUGAGCAGGAAGCAGGCUCUGAAGGCACUGGAGAUGAAGAGAGUGAGGCUGAGCAAAUCCCAGUGAAAGCACCUACUAUCUCCAGAGAAGAUAAGAUCAAAAAUGCCAAGGCUUUGAGUCUUAUUCAAGGAUCACUAACAGAUGAACUCUUUCCUCGCAUCAGAAAUGAGAAGACUGCAAAAGGUGCUUGGGAAAUUCUAAGAAGAGAGUUCAGAGGGGAUAAAAAGGUAAGAGUUGUGAAAUUACAAGCUAUUAGAGCUGAUUUUGAAUAUUUGAGAAUGAAUGAUGUUGAAUCUUUAGAUGACUACUUGGCUCGAUUUUUUGAAACUGUAAACAACCUGAAAUCUCUAGGAGAAGAUGUAACAGAGAAAAGGAUUGUUCAAAAAUUGUUGAUGAGUCUAAGUAGGAGGUACAAGUCCAUAGUGUCAAUCAUUGAAGAAACCAAAGACCUUGACACUAUUAGAGUUGAAGAAAUUCUUGCAUCUGUCAAAGUCUAUGAUAAGAGAGAGGAUCUACAUGAUGAAAGGGAUAAAUUGGCAGGAACUGAGAAAGCUUUUAGCAGUCUCAGAGUUGGAAAUAAUCAAGCUUCUGGAGCUAACAAAAGUUCUCAGGGAAAGCAAAAUAAAAAAUGGCAAGGACAGAACAAAAGGGCUCAAAUUGGUCUCAAGGUGGAAACUUUAACAACAAUAGUGGCUCAAAUUGGAGUAAUGGCUCUGGAGGGAAUUGGAACAACAGUUUCAAUUCACAAAACAAGCAAGGAAAUAGCAGUCAAGGUGGUGCACAAAGGCAAACCUAGAUGUGGAAAAUGCAAUAGGUUUGGUCAUACUACAAAGGACUGUGACAAUGGUAAACAAGUUGCAAACUGUGCAAAGGAGGAAGAGGUAACCACAGGAACAAUGUUCUAUGCCUGCCAUGUAAGUUCAAUUGCAUCAAGCAAGUCUGUGUGGUUUGUUGACAGUGCUUGCAGCAAUCACAUGACCUCUCAAGAGUCCUUGUUGAUCAAUCUUGAUAGGUCGGUGACCUGCAAAGUGAAAAUGGGCACUGGUGACCUUGUUCAAGCCACAGGAAAAGGGACACUAGUAGUUGAGACAAGAAAAGGGAGAAGAUAUAUAAAUGAGGUGUUGUUAGUCCCUGGUUUGGAUGAGAAUUUGUUAAGUGUAGGACAAAUGAUGGAGCAUGGGUACUACAUUCUAUUUGGAGGAAACUAUGCAUUAAUAUGUGAUGACAGCAGCCUUGAUAAUAUUGCUGCCAAAGUAGCAAUGGCUGGAAAUAGAUGCUUUCCAUUGUCUAUGGAAUCUAUCUGCUCAAUGGGAAUGAAAGCAACAGUGCAAGAAGAUCCAUGGGUUUGGCAUAGAAGAUUGGGGCAUUUGAAUUUUGCAAGCAUGAAAAAAAUGCAGCAAACACAAAUGGUGUUAGGCUUACCUGAUUUCUCAGAAAAAGAAGGAGUAUGUGAAGGCUGUGUGUAUGGUAAAAGCUAUAGAGAACCAUUUGAGAAUGAGAAGCCUUGGAGAGCUAAGAAUCCACUUGAGUUAAUACACACGGAUGUAUGUGGUCCAAUGCAAAAUGAGUCCAUUGGAGGAAAUAGAUACUUCAUCACAUUCAUUGAUGACUAUUCAAGAAUGUGUUGGGUAUAUUUUCUCAGAAACAAGUCAAGUGUGAUAAGUGUGUUCAAAACGUUCAAACCAUUUGUUGAGCUACAAAGUGGAUUCAAUUUAAAGAAACUAAGAAGUGACAGAGGUGUAGAAUACACUUCACAUGAAUUCCUUGAGUAUUGCAGUGAUCUUGGCAUGGAGAGGCAACUGACUAUUGCCUACACACCUCAGCAAAAUGGGAUUGCUGAAAGAAGAAACAGAACUAUUUGUGAAAUGGCAAGAUCAAUGAUGACUGAGAAGAAAAUUCCUGUAAAGUUCUAG